CAAAAAUCUCUUUACUAGUGGGGCGAUGAUAUCUGUGUUUAUAUAUGCCAACUUUCCCCACCGGCCGCGCCCUCUCAAGAUCAAGUCUGUUGGCGGAGUUGCCGCGACCACUGGGGCUUCUAUUCGUUGAUUCUCCAAGAUGGAACCACCCGAGGGUCCAACCCAUCGAGGGUAUGACAGUGUGCGGGGUCCAAUCCCUCUCAUUCAGGAACCUCAAUCAGAGGGGAAUGGAACGGAAGCUGAAUCAGCCGAUGCUAAACCUGCGUUCAUUGCGUCCAAAUACUCCCAUGAUGACCUUCCCGCCUUGGUCGCAUCGGCCACCCCAUCACCUCACUCAAGCGCCUCCAAAUCGAAGGCUCCAGUAUCCCGUAGGAAAGCGCCCUCCCAGAGACCGCCUCUCGGUAAUAAAAGAGAGUGGUGGAUCAAAUCACAGGUGUUUCCGCCAGGGAGGAAAGAGUGUUCGGAGGUGGAUAUUGUCAUAGUGUACCUUUUUAACAGCAGGAAACACGAGGGAACCAGGCAUGGAGAUGUUGAGAUGAACCUCUUCAAACACCGGAAUGUGCCCGUAAGGAGAAAGGUGGAGCAUGAAUACCCUCAUGCCAUGCACGGCAAACACGAUGGGUCUCGUGAGAGAGCACCGUCCACACGAGCUUCAGCCAAUUCCGAAUCUUCUUCGCAGGCUCUUGGCGGACGCUCGAACUGGGAGACUGCAUGCGGCCGUUUGCUCCUCGCCGACCCUCAACUUUCGUCCGAUACCACUACUUGUGACGACUCCGAUACUAUGGUUGAUUGGCUGUUGGACCGGAAUAUACUCCUCCUAGGCCAGAUUCGGAAUUCACGAGUCAUUUUCGUCGGCUUCGACGUCGGACCGAUGCUGGACACGCCCUUAGACAUUCGCGCUGCAGGAUCUCGACUAUGUGAAGAGCUCAUUAGCAUAAGGUCAGCAAGGUCAGAUCCUCCAGGCAAACCCGUUUUAUUGAUGGGUCAUGGAUACGGCUCGGGUUUCAUUCUCCAAGCUCUCGUCCAAAGCAUUCCUGGGGAAUCCGCCUCCCAUGAACUGUUCCGACACACAGCUGGGGUGCUUAUGAUCGCCUCACCGCAUUUCGAUUCAGCCCGGUCCCUCGAAUAUCACUCACGAUUUCUUGGAAUAUCUGUGGACGAGGAAAUCUUCGCUGACCUAAGAAAUGAAAGCAAUACUGCUGUGGAACUGUUACAUUAUUUCUGGAGCGAAGCCAUUGCGCAGCGACCACGGCGCGAGUGGAAUCGUAAGCAGAAACUGCGGCGCCCACAAUAUCGGGAGCCUCGCCAUGUUAGUUUUCCCAUAACAUGUCUCGUCAACAAUGAAGAACAGCCUUGCCCCAGAGAUGAGUUGGCAAGACUGGUUAGUCUUCUCCCAAUCACAAUCGAACGAUACCGUAGAGAGUCUCUGAAGCUUUCCGACCCCAGAGAUUCCAGCUUUCAGCAUAUAGUGGCUCUACUCCGCACUGCAUUGGACACAUACCAACUUCUUGAAGCCGCAGCCGCGAAAGAUGUGGACAGGAUAGAGAUCAUGAUCAGGGAUGGUAUCGACGUCAAUCUCAAAAAUCCAAGGAAACAAUCAGCUCUACAUAUUGCGGUCGAGGGACUAGACGAAUGCAUGGUGAGGGUGCUGCUUCACAGAGGUAAUGCAGACCCAAACAUCACGGACUACGGUCAUAACACGCCUCUACACGACGCGGUCACGACGGAUAACGACAGCAUAAUCCAACACCUGGUUGAUCGAGGAGCCGACAUAAAUUUUCAGAACAGGGGUAAGGAGACACCUUAUGAGCUAGCACAGAGACGCCAGCACCACGGAAAAAUUCUCAAGAUCCUUCGAAGUAAACUCAUUUCAGGGUUGGGUCCAGACGCCGCGGGCCGACGGAUUGGCGAGAACAAACCGCCCGUUACUAUAGAUGGUCUGUUAGUCUGCGAAAAGACCCGCAUCGCCGUUACAGAACAUCUUGCGCCUGGCCAUGCGGGUGAAUGCCCCACGCACUGGUCUAUUUCGUUUUCUGUCCGCGAGCUGCUUUACGGUCCCAAAUCUCUCCAGGAAUUGCUGAGUCAGGUCCGCCCAAAGGACGCCAUGGAGCGAUCACCAAUUUGCGUCUGGCUACACAUACCGGAUAACAAUAUGAUCUGGGUUGAGGACUUAUUUAUAAAGUUAGGGAUCCAUGAUUCCAUCUGGGGUGGCGGUAGAGCGAUGCCAUUCAGAUCCAUUCAUAACCGUGCAAUUACACCCCACAUGGAAACUUUGCCGAACGGCAUCGUCUCCAUCUUCGCAAGUACCCUAAAAGAGGCGUCAUACUCUUUGUGCAACUAACGUGAGAUGCUAGGCCCCGUAUGUGAGUUACGAAAGCAACGUCCGGCAAGCCAAAUGGCGACCGUACAUAGAAGCCGUGGAUAGGCUAAAUCAAUAUCCCCAAUACAAGCACGUGAGACCCAGAGUGAUCUCACGAGAACCAUUCGCAAAGGGGAGAGACAACUCAGGGAAAUUGCAA
Messenger RNA from Trematosphaeria pertusa, 2519 nucleotides. RefSeq lists its product as uncharacterized. Gene Ontology annotation, molecular function: protein binding. Gene Ontology annotation, cellular component: nucleus; cytoplasm. The coding region runs from base 140 to 2341 and encodes 733 amino acids. The transcript has 6 exons. The record is from RefSeq and is a predicted model, not a curated record. NCBI's taxonomy places the organism in Eukaryota, Fungi, Ascomycota, Dothideomycetes, Pleosporales, Trematosphaeriaceae.